Messenger RNA from Trichoderma citrinoviride, 627 nucleotides. RefSeq lists its product as hypothetical. The record is from RefSeq and is a predicted model, not a curated record. The transcript has a single exon. NCBI's taxonomy places the organism in Eukaryota, Fungi, Ascomycota, Sordariomycetes, Hypocreales, Hypocreaceae. The coding region runs from base 1 to 627 and encodes 208 amino acids.
AUGGCUUCAAAGCAGCCAAGCACAGAAAAGGACGAAAUGGCCUCUGCCAUUUCCAAACUCGCCAUUGACUCCACAACAGCAACAACAACAACAUCCUCCCAGACGAAACCAAAGGCCCAAAAGAAGAAGAAGAAGAACGAGCCCGUCGCAGACUCAUGGGAAGACGAAGACCUCUCCUCCGACGAGGAAGCACCAGAACAACCACAAGACGCCGAACCGACAGCAUCAUCAACCCCCUCCUCACUGCUCACCCCCGCCGUCCCGCCCCCCACGCCAGCCUCCCCUCUCGCCCUGGACUCCUCCUACGAAUGGACAGCAGCAGCAAACCAAGGCCCAAGCCAGAACAGCAGCAGCAGGAGCUCACCCCCGCCGCCCGCCGCAAGCGGAAGUGGAAGCGGGACGACGCCGCCGCCGCCCGCGCGGAGGCCGGAGAAGACGGACGCCGUGGCGAGGCGCAUGAUUGCCGCCGGGCUGGGGCUCAAGGCGCCGCGGCAGACGGAGGAGCAGCGGGCGUAUCAGCGGUCGGUGAGGGAGCAGGAGAAGAAGAGGCGGGAUGCGCAGAGGGCGGAGGAGGAGAGGCUGAGGGAGGCUGCCGAGAGGGCCAAGGCGGCGGUUUGGGAGGAUUGA